CCAUCUCUCUCUCUCUCUCUCUCGCCCUCUUCCUCUCUCUGCUACUUCAAAGCUCAACUUGAAAGUGGAGCUCGAGACGAGAGUUGUUGUUGUUCCAUCCGACUCUUGGUGCCCCGCUCUGAGCAGCGUCAUCACCGCCGCCAUGCCUCGAGGAUUCCUUGUGAAGCGAAACCGCCGAAGCUCGGCGUCAUAUUGGCCCAGAAACAACAGCAACACCAAACCUGUAAGUUACGAGGGUGAAAAGAAAACCGAGAACUACAAAGCGACAAACGCAUCCAGCGAUGUGUUGACUGCUCUCCCGUUAGAACGCCCGGAUGAACAACCUCCGGUCUCCCGCGAGGACUCCACCGGUGUCCGAGAGUCGUGGAACCCGCACGUGGAGUCUGCGCUGGAGGCAGAAGCAGACCGGCGCGCGCAGUUGCCGGAGACCGAGGAGCAGGUGAACGAGGUCGAUGUCUUGACCCCUGAUGGCGAUUUCUCCCGCUUCUUCCUGCCUCCGCCACACGAUUUGACGCUGACGGAGUCGUGUAGUCCCGUCAAACCAGUCGGCACGAGACUGCUCGAGACCCACGCGGAGGGAGAGAAACCGCUGUUGUUCCCAACCAGGUGCCUGACAUCCUCCCCGGGACCGGAGUUGCCGUUUUUAGUGAGCCCUGCGCAGACCUCGGUGUCCGCUUCUAUAGAGAGGCUCCUCGCGAACAGCAGCCGCCCUCACGCGCCAUCCUACGGCCACAGUAACAAGUACGACUCGAACAUGGCUCACGUGCACAUGUUCCCGGCGCUGACGCUGAUGAACCAGGAGCAGCACCAAGCAGCGAGGAAGCGCUCCUUCCUCGAACCGGACCAACGCUUGAACAGCGGCAGACCCAACAAACAGCCCGCGGGGAACCCGUCGAAAAAGCACAAAGUUACCCGGAAACUUAACUUCGAGGACGAGGUCACGACGUCUCCGGUUUUGGGUUUGCGGAUCAAGAAAGAGAGCCCCGAACUGAGGAGGCAGCGAGAGAAGUCGUGCGGUCCCACCGGAAACCAGCCGCUCGGAGAGUUCAUCUGCCAGCUCUGCAAAGAAGAGUACCCCGACCCGUUCUCCCUCGCGCAGCACAAGUGUUCCCGCAUAGUGCGCGUGGAGUACCGCUGUCCAGAGUGCGACAAAGUUUUCAGCUGUCCCGCCAACCUGGCUUCGCACCGCCGCUGGCACAAACCUCGCCCGGUAAACAACCAAGGAGGAGACACGCAGACAAACAAGAACCAGCCCUUAAAAGAGGCGCGAGGGCCCGUGCAGCACGAGCGGCAGCCGGCGGAGAUGGAGGGCAAAGAGAACGAGCUGCUGCGCGUGAACACGAAUCAGCACCACGGAGGGCUGGACAGCUCCCGCAUUAGGCGCGAGCCGGCUCUCGUGCUGCUCCACGGUCAGGCGCGAGACAGCCCAGACGGCGACAGCCUCGCGCCUCCUCGUUACGACAGCUCGCCUCGUUACCGAAACACGGUGGAAAACUGUCUGGACUCACAGCAACAGGUGCGAGCUGCGGACAGCCCGCCGUCCAGCCUGCUUCUACUGAACGGCAACCCGGAGGAGCGCGCGGACCUGCCGCAGCAGCAGCAGCCUCUCGCGCACCCGCCUGUAUCCUUUGUGCAGUCGUUACCGGACGAGGACGUGUACGACUGCCGGUACUGCGGGAAGAAAUUCCGCCGGCAAGCUUACCUGAAGAAACACCUGGCCGCGCACGAGAUGACAGCGGCGGCGUCUCCGCCCUUAUCAUCUUAUGGCCAGGUGCGCGAGACCAAUGGCGGACAGAGCCAGGUGUUCCUGUGUCACCUGUGCGGCGCGCGCUUCCCGUCCAUAGAAAUCAGGGACAAGCACCGUUUGUGGCACGCCAUGAGGGACGAGUUGUUGGGGGGACCACUGGGAGGAGGACUCAGACCGGACGUGUUUCAUGCGCACAGAGAAGAAAGCGGUGCCGGGGAAUGCGAGCAGCAGCAGCAGAUCUUCACGUGCAAGCACUGUCCGUCUACGUUCUUCAGUUCUCCCGGGCUCACGAGACACAUAAACAAGUAUCAUCCAACCGAGAACCGGCAGGUGAUGCUGCUGCAGAUGACGGUGCGACCGUGACAUGCGCACGAGACACACGCACAGACGGACGCCUGCUUAGAAACAUUGAGUGUUUGACCGGCAUGAGAUGGAGCUGCAUUAAUUCUCUCUGAGCUGUGGUCAAGGAGUGAAAGGUUUAUCACGCAGUACUGCGUUACUGUGUUAUGAUACGUGAUAUGUAUUGGUGAAAUACGGACACUAGAAUAAUAUUAACUUGAAUUCUUGGUAAUGGGUUAAAUGCUGUGACGGACACGCUGGUGUCAAAACACCGCUGCGUGCGGUCAGUUCCGCGCCGAGCCCCGUUCAGAUACACUGGAGCUGUCCACGGUACUGAAACCAUGUCCCCGAAGGCUCUUUACAGUUCAACCCUUCGACAAACAGAAGUGCGAGGGAAUUUCUGACUUUUGUUGAAGACAAAGGGGAUGUUUUUUAUGACAGUGACAGGCCUGAGAUAUUCCACUAUCAAAUAAAUAGCAUAAGAUUAAAAUAUUUACACAAAGAGGAGGCAGUAAUGGGAGUCUUGUUCAAAAAGACUUCCUUACUCUCCUAUAAGUGGUAGUUACACAUUCUUUUGUCUAUUCUCAUAUAGAGAAUAUUACUGUAAUGUAUAUUACAUCUCCUGUCCUCACUCUGUGUAUGAUACAUUAAGAAACCAGAAAUACUUUUGUUUGACCGAGAAUUCUAAACUAAUAUCCUGCAGCAGUAAAUCACUUCUUCUCUACAUAAAGAACAUUCAAAGUCAACAUAAUUCUGUGGUAAAAUAAUCGGAUCAUACUGACAUUCAGGAGCAUCAAUGACAUUUGUGGCUCAUACUGACUGGUGUCACGUGAAGCAGAACCAGACCAUCAGUAACAAAACUGUCCUAACUAGGUUUAAAAUACAAUUUAAUGUACAGUGACCGAUUACAAGCAAAAAUAAAAAAAACGGUAAGACCAAAUUAUGCCCUUCAUAAUAUAUGUGCCCGUUAUCUUCUCUGCUAUAAAAUAUUUUCAUAUAAAAAUGAAACAUUAACUGAACAUUUAAUUAAAAUGUGUAAAAUGUCUUUUGUCUUUAUUAAUUAUACUGAAGUUGAAGUAUUUGCUAAAUGCCUUCAUGAUGCUAAUAUGCAACUGUGGAAGCCUAUACAGUAUUAUUUUGAUAUGUCUGAAGUUAAAUGUGAACUUUAUUCUAAAUAAUGUCAAUAAAUGUUAUGAAGCCUAAUCAAA
Betta splendens (Siamese fighting fish) is the source of this 3294-nucleotide messenger RNA. RefSeq names its product insulinoma-associated protein 2. Lineage: Eukaryota; Metazoa; Chordata; Actinopteri; Anabantiformes; Osphronemidae. Gene Ontology annotation, molecular function: DNA-binding transcription repressor activity, RNA polymerase II-specific; RNA polymerase II cis-regulatory region sequence-specific DNA binding. The transcript has a single exon. Gene Ontology annotation, biological process: regulation of cell cycle process; negative regulation of transcription by RNA polymerase II; neuron differentiation. Gene Ontology annotation, cellular component: nucleus; transcription repressor complex. The record is from RefSeq and is a predicted model, not a curated record. Bases 143 to 2110 code for a protein of 655 amino acids.